CAAGAUCUUCCUUCCUCAGUUCUCUUAAAUCACAGCCCGGGGAAACCUCCUCAGAGGCUCCGUGCAGCCACGCGCCAGCAUGUCUGGGGGCAAAUACGUAGACUCCGAGGGACAUCUCUACACUGUUCCCAUCCGGGAACAGGGCAACAUCUACAAGCCCAACAACAAGGCCAUGGCCGACGAGGUGAACGAGAAGCAAGUGUACGACGCGCACACCAAGGAGAUCGACCUGGUCAACCGCGACCCCAAGCAUCUCAACGACGACGUGGUCAAGAUCGACUUUGAAGAUGUGAUUGCAGAACCAGAAGGGACACACAGUUUCGACGGCAUCUGGAAGGCCAGCUUCACCACCUUCACUGUGACGAAAUACUGGUUUUACCGCCUACUGUCUACCAUCUUUGGCAUCCCAAUGGCACUCAUCUGGGGCAUUUACUUUGCCAUUCUCUCUUUCCUGCACAUCUGGGCAGUUGUGCCUUGCAUUAAGAGUUUCCUGAUUGAGAUUCAGUGCAUCAGCCGAGUCUAUUCCAUCUACGUCCACACCUUCUGUGAUCCACUCUUUGAAGCUAUUGGCAAAAUAUUCAGCAAUGUCCGCAUCAGUAUGCAGAAAGAAAUAUAAAUGACAUUUCAAGGGUAGAAAGUCCUGAUUCUUGUUUUUCUUUUUAAUUUUCUUGGUGCCAAUUCCAAGUCUCAAGUUGCUAAUACAGCAACAAUUUAUGAAUGAUGUAUCUUGGUUCAGAACAAAGAAAUCACUUUCUCAGUUUUCAUAACUAUUAUUUUCUCUUCUGAGCUAUUUCAUCUAUUUUUGGCAGGCUGAAUGUUUUAAAGCCAUUCCAAUGUUUUUUCCUUACAUUUUGAUUUGGAUGAGGAUCACUGUUUUGUUGGCUGGGAUAUGAACAUAUUAUUGACAGCUAACUUGAGAGAGAUAUGAAGAACUAAGGAAAGAAAAGAAAAAGAACACACAACUUUACUGCCUACUCCAAAAUGUUGAUUAUUUUAUAGAAAGGGGAGAAUUCCAGGCUACGGCCAUUGAGUGUACAGGUAUGUGGGCAGCUUUGAAGCAGAUCCUGCAACCCAACUGUCUGAGGAGUUAGUGAAUUACUGUGGGUCACUUUAGUGAUCCACUGGGGUCUAGUGAUCCUUACUGAGUUAGAAAAUAUAAUCCUCUGCAUUCACACUAUGUGACCAAUGCCUUACACUUCUCGAAAUUUUAAACUAUUAUACUUCCUGUGCCUGAAUAUUUGUUAAAUAUAUAACAAGACCUAAGUGCCUUCCUCUUUUUUCCAAUUGUCCUUUUCAAAUAGAACCUAAUUCUUCACUUUCAUUAGUUCUGCAGCCUCUGAAAACCAGAAUUAGAGAAUCCAUUCUCUAGUUCUCUGUGCCUGUUUGUACUGAAAUACAGAUGUGGCACAGCAUAGAUCUGCACUUGAUCAUGCAGCAUCUUUAUCCAUAUUGAGUAUGGGAGCCCUAGAAAGCAAAUUACAGUGGACAAAUGGGGCUGAGUCCUCUCUGGGCUGGCAGGGGUGGAAGCCAACGUUCCCUGCCUCUCAUCAGCUGAAUGUGGUCAGCAUGUCUAUUCAGCUCCGUUUAUUUUCAAGAAUAAUGACGCUUUCCUGAAUCCAAACUAAUCCAUCACCGGGGUGGUUUAGUGGCUCAACAUUGUGUUCCCUUUUCAGCUGAUCAGUGGGCCUCUAGGGAUGGGAUGUCAAAAUGGAGGCCAUUGUGUAAGACUGUCAGCGGUGUUGUAAAUGUGACCCUUCUAAGUAAAGCGCUUGCAGCCAUCUGUUAGGCUGGGACACUAGUCCCUCCCUCUCCCAGGAGCUUUGGCCCUCAUCCAAACGCCACUUUGCUCAGAAAGAAGAUGAGGAGAGGAGGCAGUAGCAAAAGAUUGAGCUAAUUUGCUGGAAUCAGUUCAAAUUCUUCUGAACUCAAGCUGAGGAAUUUCACCUGUAAACCUGAGUCAUGCAGAAAGCUGCCUGGUACAUCCAUAAGCUUUUUAUUUCUCCUGUUCAUAUUGUUAUUCUGCCCUUGGGGACUUUUUUAAACCUCCAGUUAUGCUUUCACUUGUAUUUUCAUACACUUAUUAGAACUUUGCUUGAUUUUUUUUUUUUUUGCCUCUUCCAAUCUUCCUGAACCUUUAAUUGCCAACCUGUUAUCUCCGAUAUUUCGCAUUUAAAACAGACACUGGCAUGGACAUAGUUUUACUUUUAAAUUGUGUACAUAACUGAAAAUGUACUAUAGUUUUUACGUGUAAAGAUAUUUUUAUCUUUAUAUGAUGAACAUCACUUGGGAAAUGGCUUUGUGAUUCAAUCUGUAAACUGUGUAUCCCAAGACAUGUCUGUUCUACAUAGAUGCUCAGUCCCCCAUGCAAAUCAAUUGCUGGUCCAAAAAACUGCUGAGAUUUUAUAUGCUUAAUGAUAUAUUUUACACUUUUUUAUCCUGCAUGUCCUAUAAAGGUUACAAAUUCUGCACAAUAAACAAUUAAAACUGUCAACUUCCAUUAUUUCCUCCUA
This is a messenger RNA of Lepus europaeus (European hare), 2510 nucleotides long. RefSeq names its product caveolin 1 (gene CAV1). The record is from RefSeq and is a predicted model, not a curated record. NCBI's taxonomy places the organism in Eukaryota, Metazoa, Chordata, Mammalia, Lagomorpha, Leporidae. Bases 80 to 616 code for a protein of 178 amino acids. Gene Ontology annotation, biological process: caveola assembly; negative regulation of protein tyrosine kinase activity; negative regulation of endothelial cell proliferation. The transcript has 3 exons. Gene Ontology annotation, cellular component: Golgi apparatus; cytoplasmic vesicle; caveola. Gene Ontology annotation, molecular function: protein kinase binding; molecular adaptor activity; transmembrane transporter binding.